UGUUUUGAUUGAAUAACGCGAAUGUAAAGAGUUUUGUACAGAAAAUCAAGUGUUUUUCUCAAAUUUUGAAUUAAGUACAUUACUAUUCAAGCAUGAAUCAAGCAGAAGUGACAAAGCUGAUGUCGCAGUUGCGAAUAGCCGUCGCGCCGCGACAUCGCAAUCUUAAAAACAUCGAUGGACCCGAGGGCCGGUUAGAUAAAUUGCGCAAAACGGUGACGGCACUGGUGAAACACGAGCGAAUCGAGCUGAACUAUCAACGGGCGGACGAGGCACGAGGGUAUGCCGAGCGGUUGAUCUCCGAUGCGAUACGCCGCGGAGAUUGCCACAAGCCGACGAUGGAGAUGGCCGAUUUUUGGCUGCUGGAGAAACAGCUGGUACACAAACUUUUCAAGGUGCUGGUGCCGCGUUUCGAGGAGUACAAGGUGUCCGCGACAAGGAUGUACAAAGCGCCAAAGGAAUAUCCGGGUUGGUAUCGCAAGCGUGCCGUCUUGGAGCUGCGUGGAAACCCUUACCCUUCGCUACUACCGAACCAGUCCAACAACCGCAACCUCCUACACAACGUACUGAUGGACGAGGCGAAGAAAGACUAUCGAAGGGAAAAGUAUGCCGAAAUAGCGGGACAAAUCGGUAAUGAUACACCAUUGGAUGCAGGCCAGUCGGUUGCGGGACAAGCUACCGAAAGCAAGGAACAACCAAAAGCUUCCAAAGAACAAGUUUAGGUUCUGUGUAAAUAGGAUUAUGCCAUUUGUUUAGAUUAAAGUAGAAACCAAUAAAUAUCACAAAGUGCAACAAAAUAAGAGAUAAAUUCCUCUUCUAGACAAUACA
Anopheles coustani is the source of this 825-nucleotide messenger RNA. RefSeq names its product large ribosomal subunit protein bL17m (gene mRpL17). Gene Ontology annotation, molecular function: structural constituent of ribosome. Gene Ontology annotation, biological process: translation. The coding region runs from base 93 to 719 and encodes 208 amino acids. The record is from RefSeq and is a predicted model, not a curated record. Gene Ontology annotation, cellular component: mitochondrial large ribosomal subunit; ribosome. The transcript has a single exon. NCBI's taxonomy places the organism in Eukaryota, Metazoa, Arthropoda, Insecta, Diptera, Culicidae.